UAGGAACUCUGGCGGAUCUGCUGUAGUUCCCUUCCCUCCCACCACACAUUCAUUCAGACCUACCAGAUCCCCAGGAGGACAGCACAGCAGAUACAGCUCAGAGUUUGUGUUCAGAGGAACCGUAGCUAAAAGUUACUCACUUCAAAACCAUGCAUCCAGCAACGGCGAAGUGGUACGACAGAAGGGACUACGUCUUCAUUGAGUUCUGUGUGGAGGACAGCAAGGAUGUGACAGUAAACUUUGAGACGGCCAAAUUUGGUUUCAGUUGUCUUGGUGGGACUGAUAACGUCAAGCAUUUAAAUGAAAUCGACCUCUUUGGAGCCAUUGAUCAAAAUGAGUCAAAGCACAGACGCACAGAUCGCUCAGUGUUGUGUUGUUUACGGAAAGCUGAGUCUGGGAAGGCGUGGCCGAGGCUAACGAAAGAGAAAGCAAAGCUCAACUGGUUAAGUGUUGACUUUAACAACUGGAAAGACUGGGAAGACGAUUCGGAUGAAGAGCUUUCCAACUUUGAUCGUUUUUCAGAGAUGAUGAACACCAUGGGCGGAGAUGAUGAACUACCAGACUUAGAUGGAGCAGAAGAUGGGGAGUCUGCAGAUAGUGAUGAUGAAAAAAUGCCAGAUCUAGAAUAGAGCUGUUCGUCUGCAGUGGAUGGAAGAAAGAAGAGUGAAACUGAAAGGCAGCCAAAAGAAGAAAUAUCAAGAGGAAGAGCUGGACUAAAAUCUGAUCUGUGGACAGAUUUUUAAUAUCUUUCCGUCCACUCUUAAGGCUACUCUUUCUCCAUGUGUGGACAGAGCCUCGUCUGAAGGUUAAUAUGCAUACUGUCUCCCAGCACCAGUGAGCAGCCCUGACCCGUUUUAAACUGAACCUCUCUGUGUGUGUCUGUAUGUUUUGUUCUGAGGAACUGCACUGUAUAUGUAUUUUUCAACAGAAAAGCAAUAUCUAAUGAAAUGGUGAGCAACACACAUGACAGUCGAAAGAGAAAGUAAAACCAUACAUCAAAACCCCCCCACACAUACUAACUAACACCUGUCCCAAGAUUUAUGUGUAGUGCACUCGUAGCAUAGAUUGCCCUGUAAAUUAAAGGAGAAUGAUAAAGGAUUUGAGAUGUUCUUAUAGGAAUCAUUCCCAGUUAUUUCUAUUAGAACUUUGUUAUGGUAGCUCUGUUGAUCACAAGUCACCCCCUGUAAUAAUCCUAUAUAUAUAUAUAUAAAGAUCAUUUAAUCUAAAAUCUUCAUAAAAUGGUGGUGUCUGUUGUGGAGUCACAGCUAUGUAAGCCUUUCGUCGUCAGUAUGGACAGUUGUAGAGAUAUAGAAGAAUCAUUUUUUAAUGUACGAUGGGAAUAUGGAACAUGGUGGAAGAUGUUAUACAAAUGUUAACAGAUGUCAGUUUUGGGUUUGAGCCAUUACUUCCAUACAAGUACGGGCCAAACACUUUACAUUACAUGUUUAUCUGGGUGUUGCUGGUUCUUUCUGAAAUGAGACUUUUUAAUUUGUUAAAUAUUUUUAAUAAAAUGCUUAAUGCGUUCA
Molecule: messenger RNA, 1526 nt
Organism: Astyanax mexicanus (Mexican tetra)
Lineage: Eukaryota; Metazoa; Chordata; Actinopteri; Characiformes; Acestrorhamphidae
Gene: ptges3b
Product: prostaglandin E synthase 3b (cytosolic)
Exons: 8
Coding region: 150-629 (159 amino acids)
Biological process (GO): chaperone-mediated protein complex assembly; protein folding; telomere maintenance via telomerase
Cellular component (GO): cytosol; nucleus
Molecular function (GO): Hsp90 protein binding; protein-folding chaperone binding; prostaglandin-E synthase activity
Source: RefSeq, a predicted model, not a curated record